AUCUGUAAUGCAUAGCACUGCUGCAUUUGCAUACCACCUUGAUCAAUAAAAAAGAGAAAGAGCCGCAAUGCUACAUUUGUCCCUCAGUGACUUGCUUUUUUUAACCACUUUUUCCAUCCCGCUUCCUUUACUUUUUUUUUCGCUUGACACAUCGCCACUGAAACCAUGGAUUCCGGCAGCAGCAACGAGGCAACACGAUUGUGGCGAGUGUACCGUACAGCACACCAAAUGGUGCACGACCGAGGUUACCUCGUGUCGCAAGCCGAACUUGAUAUUGAACUCGAAGCGUUCAAGCGUCAAUUUGCUCCCACCGGCGAUGUUGAUCGUGAUACGCUGACAUUUGUCGUUCAAAAGAAGGAUGAUCCUACCGAUCAGUUAUUAUUAUUCUUUCCUAAGGACAAGUCGGUUGGUGUGAAGCCUUUGCGAACAUAUGUUGAACGUAUGGCACAGCAACAAAUUCCCAAGGGUAUCUGUAUUUAUCAACAGACCAUGACCUCGUCAGCAAAUAAGGUCAUUCAAUCCCUUCCUUCGAAACAUACUCUUGAAUCCUUCCAAGAAAACGAACUGCUUGUAAACAUUACCCAUCACGUUCUGGUACCUAGACAUGAGGUGCUGACCAGCGAAGAGAAGGCAGCGCUCUUACAAAGAUAUCGAUUGAAGGAGACACAGUUACCACGCAUUCAGCAUUCUGAUCCUGUAGCACGAUACUAUGGUUUGAAGCGCGGUCAGGUCGUCAAAAUUCUACGUGAGAGUGAAACUGCUGGUCGUUAUGUCAGUUACCGUCUGUGCAUAUAAUUGAAUUUCAUUUUUAUUUCUCGCUCUCUUUCUCUCCAUUACUUCCACCCUUUGCUCCAUUCGUACAUGUAUAAUUUUCGCAUUAAAAACCUCCACAAUCACGCACAAAUUUGAAAACAACAUAUCCACUGUGGUUUUUUUUGCAGCUGUAAAAACGGGAUUUAUACCUCGUUAUUACAGUACUGUGUGGAAUAAUAUAUGCAGUGAAUGGCAAGUUGCCUUAAAAGCAUGAUGUGACGCUGUUAUAAAACGAC
Zychaea mexicana is the source of this 1049-nucleotide messenger RNA. Its product is annotated as RNA polymerase. Lineage: Eukaryota; Fungi; Mucoromycota; Mucoromycetes; Mucorales; Lichtheimiaceae. Gene Ontology annotation, molecular function: DNA-directed RNA polymerase activity; DNA binding. The coding region runs from base 166 to 795 and encodes 209 amino acids. Gene Ontology annotation, biological process: DNA-templated transcription. Gene Ontology annotation, cellular component: RNA polymerase I complex; RNA polymerase III complex; RNA polymerase II, core complex. The transcript has 7 exons. The record is from RefSeq and is a predicted model, not a curated record.